Vicia villosa (hairy vetch) is the source of this 1077-nucleotide messenger RNA. RefSeq names its product putative F-box/FBD/LRR-repeat protein At1g78760. The record is from RefSeq and is a predicted model, not a curated record. Gene Ontology annotation, molecular function: protein binding. NCBI's taxonomy places the organism in Eukaryota, Viridiplantae, Streptophyta, Magnoliopsida, Fabales, Fabaceae. The transcript has 4 exons. The coding region runs from base 1 to 1077 and encodes 358 amino acids.
AUGAAAACACGGAGAAGAAAUUAUAACGCAGAUGAAAUUAGCGACAAACUCAGUGAUUUACCUGAUUUUGUUUUGAUUCACAUAUUGUCUAUUUUGAACACCAAACAGUCUGUUCAAACUUGCAUCCUCUCCAAAAGAUGGAGGAAUCUCUGGAAGUAUAUUCCUGUUAUUUCUCUAAAUUCUUUUUACUUCAAGAAUAUCAAAAAAGAUUUCACCAAAUUUGUAUAUCGAUUUUUGUCUCUAAGAGAUGACAAAUCCACACUGCACGCCCUCAAAUUCCUCCGCGAGGGUCAUGUCGAGCAUCGCCUGCUCAAAAGAGUUAUAAAAUAUGCAUUUUCACACAAUGUCAAGCUACUGGAUAUUCACAUGGCUUGUAAUUUAAACCCCUUUCCACUUUCUUACUUUUCAUCUCUUACUUUAACGUCUCUUAACCUUAUUUCAGAGAGACAAAUUGGUAGUCCAUUUACGGUAUUUCCAAAUUCUCUUAACUUUCCGCUAUUAACCCAUUUGUCUAUAAAGAACUUUGGCUUUCACAGCAGUGGUGAUGGUGAGGAUUGCUAUGUCGACCCCUUUUCCACUUUUAAGAGUUUGAAUACUUUUUAUAGCACAAUCGAGUUAACUACUCCAAAUCUUUGUAGCUUUGAUUUUAUUGGUAAUCCUAGUCAGAAAUUAACUGGAGGCAAUAUUCGUCUCUCUUCUAUCAAACAUGUAAACAUAAAGGUUUCAAGUAUGGAUGGAUGGUCAAAGUUCGAACGUUAUCCAUUGGUUCUACUUGAUUGGCUGGUUGAGCUUGCUCUUACCGAAUCACUCACGGUCAAUUCAACUACUCUUAAGGUUCUCUGCUUAACUCCUAAUUUAUGGAAGGUUGAUUUCCCAUACUUAUGUAAUUUGAAAUCAUUGAAAAUAGACAUAGUCCAAUGUUCAUCGAUACCUAAAGAAGCAAUAGACUUUUUACUUCAAAACGCACCGUCAGCCAAAAAAGUCAUAAUAAAAUCCCCCAAAAAAUCCUUCAAUGAUUACAGAAGAGGCAGGUUUGGUAGAGGAUUCUACUACGUAGGAGAUUCUUUGGUACAUUAG